AUGGAAAGAGGAGAGAAAGAUGAAGAGUUUGCAAGUUGUGGAGCCGGAUUUGGUGCUCGGACGGAGGAGAUAUUACUGUAUGAAGUUUGCUGUUCGUGGAGGAGGAGAAGAGAUGAAGAAAAUCCAGGUUUUUUCAAAAUUGAACUUCGAAACAAUUACAAUUGUGCUACUGGAAUUUUUGUGAUCGUAACAUCUUCGUUGCAACUCCGAUUUGAGCCCACUACGUAUAUAUGGACUCAUCUCGAUGUGCUCUACACAAUGGAAAUUGAGAUGAAGGAGCCUUCAGAUAAGCUGUCAAAAAUCAAGAUCACUACUGGGCAACCAGCCCUAGUGAAACCAACUACACCAAGUGAUCCAACCCCCUCUGAGACUAAAAAGAAAGCAUAUGCCGCUCCUGACUUUCACAACGCUCCAAAGCCCUAUAUUCCGCCAGUUCCUUUUCCAAGUCAUAUGGAGAAUGCACCGUUGCAUGACCGAGAGUUGCCUAUUUUGCUAGGACGACCAUUCAUGGCCAUGGUCAAGAAAAUAAUUGAUGUGGAAAAUGGCAAGCUUACCAUGAGAGUCCUAGGCGAAACCGUGAAAUUUAAAGUGUUUGAUUCUAUGUCCUAUCCUCCAAACUCUUUAGAUUGUUGCACAGUUGAUGCUUUGUAUGCCGUUGUGUUUUCUAAUUUUGUGCCGAAUCAAGCGAAAACAACACUAGAAGUGGCAUUGACAUUGUUGGAAGAUGACUUGUGCAAUCAUGAGGGAGCAAGGGAAGUCACGGCAGCACUUGAAGCACUACAACUGUAA
Messenger RNA from Prunus armeniaca (apricot), 789 nucleotides. The record is from the annotation of a GenBank genome assembly. Lineage: Eukaryota; Viridiplantae; Streptophyta; Magnoliopsida; Rosales; Rosaceae.